Prorocentrum cordatum is the source of this 6730-nucleotide messenger RNA. The record is from the annotation of a GenBank genome assembly. Lineage: Eukaryota; Dinophyceae; Prorocentrales; Prorocentraceae.
AUGGCCGUGGAGGCCGGCAGGAGGCUGCUCGUGCAGUGGGGGGAUGGGCAGGACUGGCAGGCCCGCGUCGCCAUCGCUCCCGCCACCGCCGCCGAUCUGCAGGCCAUCAUGGAAGUUCAAGCGACUCCCGAACAGAUAGCAGCAGGGAAGAUAUGGUGGUGCGGGACCCCGGACGGCGACGCCUACCCUCACUGCCUGGACGUGGGCCCGCUCAGCGGGUUGAUCCUGUGCGACGACGAGGGCCGGCCAGAUCGGGCGACGCUCCUCGGCACGCGGUUCACCAACCGCACGCGCGUGUAUGGCACGGACUGGAGCGCCACGCCGCUGGAGUUCGCCAAGAUGAUCAAGCUAGCUGUGCAUCGGCGACCAGUGGCUGGAGCCCCGGUCGUCUGGAGCACGGGCGGCACCCCGCGUAAGACGCUGCUGGGCAACCUGAACGUUGAUGAGUUCGCUGUCUGCGACGUCGGCGCGCUCGCCGUGAAGGGCUCAGAGGUGCUGCUGCUGCGGAGGAGCUCAGGCGUCGAGGACGACUUGGACUCGGAUGCCCGCGUGCUCAGCAUCGUCCAGAGCCCGAGUGGCGAGAGACGGCGCCCAUUCAAGGACAUCGGUUGUCAGGACCAUGAGCUGGCGAUGAGAAUGAUAGAGCUCGCCGUGGUGUACGACCAGCUCAACAUCACCGAGCUAGCGAGUUUCGAGCUGCUCUUGAGGAUGGCGCAGCUCGCCGAGAUGCGGUAUCGUGACAAGAUCCGGGGGAAGCACGGCGGGGACGAGUUCGCGGAGGAUGAGUUCUUGCACAUGGGGGCUGGCCUCACGCGCGGCCUGGUGAUGGUGAGCCCGGACCUCUCGGAUCACAUCACCGAGCAGCUCCACAAGGAGGCCGCCGUGAUGAAGGAGCGCAGGAAGUUGAAGGAGGAGAGGCAGGCAAGCCUUGCCCCCGGCGGAGGGGGCGUGGGUGGGAGCUCAUCCGCAGCGGCCCAGGGGCUGCAGCAGAAGGUGAACGCCCAGGCCGCCGAGAUCCGCAGCCGAGCUGCGAGGAGCCGACUCCGCAAGAAGGAGCACCUCCACGCCUGGAUGCAGGAAGUUCUGGUUUCAAUUAAUGAGCUGUAUGGCCACGGGUCGCUGCCCGCCGACGGCAAGUCUUCGCUCGCGCAGGAGUGCGGGCUGGAGCAUGUCAGGCGCGCGGUGGAGGACGCCGCGGCACCGCCAGCUUGCACCGCCGCGGCGGCCCACCGAGAGCUGUGCGGACCUGGGCACGGCUACGUCUUCGAGCCGGAGCACAUCGCGUCCUGCGACCGGUCCCUGGUCUCUCUGCCGAAGGGGGGCGGCCUCGCUGAUGGGGGCCGCAUCCUGGAGGGAGAAGCUUUGCAGCAAUGGGCAGGAUGGAGGCAGCUGUUGAAGCGACACCCCGAGGGCGACAGCCAGGCGCCCAAGCCCCACUACGACGGCAAGUUUCGUUCCCGAUCUACCUACGCCCAGUUCGUCGGUGACCUGUUGGACGCUGGCGUGGUCUCCCUGAAGCAGCAGCGGGAGGAGACUGCGGGGGCCUUCUUUGUGCACAAAUCGAAUGGUAUGCAGCGUUUAAUUAUUGACCCUCGGCGUGUCAAUGACUUCUUUGAAGCUCCAGCGCACACAGUGCUCCCGACGGCGGGGGCUUGGUCAGCGUUGGAGGCCCCCAUAGACCAGGAGUUGCACCUCGCUCAGGCCGACGUGGACAACGCGUUCUACAGGAUCGGCUUGCCGCGGGGGGCGCAGGAGAUGUUCGUUUUGAGAGCUGUCCACCUUCCCACCCUGCUGAAGCUGAGGCCUGACCUUUCAGCCCAGCUGCCGCCAGGGAUCGAGGCGUGGGCGUCACCUUGCCUAGAGGUGCUUCCCAUGGGGUGGACGUGGAGUCUCUACUUUUGCCAAUGCAUGGCGAUGGCUGGUGUUCAGGCUGCUGGCUUCGCCCUCUCCGAUUUCAUCCAGGAUCGCCGUGCAGCCCCGUCGGUGACGGACCGCAACCGUGUGGCCGUCUACGUGGACGGAGUCGCUGCGGCGGGGCUGGAGGCUGACCUGGUGACCUCCGACUGCGAGCGGGUCGCCGCGAAGCUGGAGGCGCUGGGCCUGAAGUGCAAGGGCGUGGAGGCGGCUGGCUCGGACACCACCUUCACAGGCCUGAGCUUCGAGGUGGCCUCUGGCAAGAUACGGCUGUCUCGGUCACGGACGUGGAAGUUGAGGUUGGCUCUUCUGCACACGGCCCCCCGCGGGUGGGCCUCGGGAGACGAGCUUCGGCACCUCCUUGGCCACUGGUGCUGGGCAGCGAUCCUGCGGCGUGAACUGCUGAGUGUGUUCGCGCAGACGUACAGGUACAUCGCCCUGGCCGGCUCCAGGAGGUGGAGGCUCUGGCCCUGCGUAGAGGCCGAGCUGCGGCGGGCCGCGGCCUUGGUCUGCUUCGCGUUCGUGGGCGCCAAGCGGCCCUACAGCACGGUCGUGACCGCGCCCGACGCCUCGGGGGCCAGCCGCCACGACUUCGGCGGGCACGGCGCGAUGGAGACCGACUGGGACCUGGGGCUGCAGCAGAAGGUGAACGCCCAGGCCGCCGAGAUCCGCAGGCUGAUGGACAAGGUCGGUGACCGAGCUGCGAGGAGCCGACUCCGCAAGAAGGAGCACCUCCACGCCUGGAUGCAGGAAGUUCUGGUUUCAAUUAAUGAGCUGUAUGGCCACGGGUCGCUGCCCGCCGACGGCAAGUCUUCGCUCGCGCAGGAGUGCGGGCUGGAGCAUGUCAGGCGCGCGGUGGAGGACGCCGCGGCACCGCCAGCUUGCACCGCCGCGGCGGCCCACCGAGAGCUGUGCGGACCUGGGCACGGCUACGUCUUCGAGCCGGAGCACAUCGCGUCCUGCGACCGGUCCCUGGUCUCUCUGCCGAAGGGGGGCGGCCUCGCUGAUGGGGGCCGCAUCCUGGAGGGAGAAGCUUUGCAGCAAUGGGCAGGAUGGAGGCAGCUGUUGAAGCGACACCCCGAGGGCGGCAGCCAGGCGCCCAAGCCCCACUACGACGGCAAGUUUCGUUCCCGAUCUACCUACGCCCAGUUCGUCGGUGACCUGUUGGACGCUGGCGUGGUCUCCCUGAAGCAGCAGCGGGAGGAGACUGCGGGGGCCUUCUUUGUGCACAAAUCGAAUGGUAUGCAGCGUUUAAUUAUUGACCCUCGGCGUGUCAAUGACUUCUUUGAAGCUCCAGCGCACACAGUGCUCCCGACGGCGGGGGCUUGGUCAGCGUUGGAGGCCCCCAUAGACCAGGAGUUGCACCUCGCUCAGGCCGACGUGGACAACGCGUUCUACAGGAUCGGCUUGCCGCGGGGGGCGCAGGAGAUGUUCGUUUUGAGAGCUGUCCACCUUCCCACCCUGCUGAAGCUGAGGCCUGACCUUUCAGCCCAGCUGCCGCCAGGGAUCGAGGCGUGGGCGUCACCUUGCCUAGAGGUGCUUCCCAUGGGGUGGACGUGGAGUCUCUACUUUUGCCAAUGCAUGGUGAUGGCUGGUGUUCAGGCUGCUGGCUUCGCCCUCUCCGAUUUCAUCCAGGAUCGCCGUGCAGCCCCGUCGGUGACGGACCGCAACCGUGUGGCCGUCUACGUGGACGGAGUCGCUGUGGCGGGGCUGGAGGCUGACCUGGUGACCUCCGACUGCGAGCGGGUCGCCGCGAAGCUGGAGGCGCUGGGCCUGAAGUGCAAGGGCGUGGAGGCGGCUGGCUCGGACACCACCUUCACAGGCCUGAGCUUCGAGGUGGCCUCUGGCAAGAUACGGCUGUCUCGGUCACGGACGUGGAAGUUGAGGUUGGCUCUUCUGCACACGGCCCCCCGCGGGUGGGCCUCGGGAGACGAGCUUCGGCACCUCCUUGGCCACUGGUGCUGGGCAGCGAUCCUGCGGCGUGAACUGCUGAGUGUGUUCGCGCAGACGUACAGGUACAUCGCCCUGGCCGGCUCCAGGAGGUGGAGGCUCUGGCCCUGCGUAGAGGCCGAGCUGCGGCGGGCCGCGGCCUUGGUCUGCUUCGCGUUCGUGGACGCCAAGCGGCCCUACAGCACGGUCGUGACCGCGCCCGACGCCUCGGGGGCCAGCCGCCACGACUUCGGCGGGCACGGCGCGAUGGAGACCGACUGGGACCUGGAGAGCGUGAGGGCCGCGGCGGGCCAGGCCGAGAAGUGGCGGUGGUGCGUCUCAGAUGCCAUCGCUGCUCGCGCCCAGACGCUCGGCCUGCCGCAGGUCGUUGGCUUCGUCAUGAGAACAUCCUGCGUACUGAGGGGCGAGGGGUUGUACUGGGGCUUCGGCAUCGUCUACGUUCCCGGGCAUCCCAGGGAGCUCGUCACUUGCGGGGCAGAGGCGGCCGGCCUCUGCGGCCUCGGGGACACCUGGCUGGACGAGCCUGCUGCGGCCUUCGGUCGGCGGGUCGAGCCAGCCGAGUCGCCACCAAGUGGAGCUGCCGAGGAGGCGGCGGCCGCGGGCCUGGGUUACAUGCAGGCAUCGCGGGCACAGCCGCAGACGAUGGCCUACUACCGGGUCAUCCUGAGCGAGUUCGAGAGGUGGGCCGAGGAGCAGGACCUCAAGUUGGUGACGCCGGAGGAGAUGGACCAGGCCCUGUCCGCCCACAUGGACUCGCUCUUCUUCGAGGGCUACAAUCACGAUCAAGGAGAAAAGCUGAUAGCAGCCGUCAAGUACUACGACGUGCACGGGCUGUACCAGUCCGUGGAGGCGCUGCCCAGGGCCCGCGCAGCCUUGAGAGGCUUCCGCAAGCGGGCCCCCGGCCAGUCGCGGGCGCCCCUGCCGCGGCCAGGGCUGGCGGCUCUGGUGGGCGCCGCGUUGUUCUUGGGGAUGCAGGAGCCGGCGAUGGCCCUGGAGGUGGCGUGGUGCGCCUACCUUCGGCCCCCCAGCGACUUGAUCUCCAUGACCGGCUCUUCGCUCAUCCCGCCCCAGCGGUCCACGGGGGUGUCUCACUGGGCGCUGCUCCUGUACCACGAGGAGAAGCAGCCCAGGAGCAAGACUGGCCAGUGGGACGAGGGCUGCCUGCUGGACAGCGACAGGGUGACGGCGAUGGGGCCGCUGCUGCAGGCGCUGGUACGUCGUGCCGGGCCGAGUCUGCCGUCGUGGUCCUUCUCAGCCGCGCAAUUCCGAAUGCUGUUCCGCAAGGUGGCGCAGUUGGCUGGCCUCCCGGACUUGAACCCCUACCAGGUGCGCCACGGAGCCGCCAGCGCCGACGCCCUCCACCAGAGUCGGGACAUGAAGACCAUCCAGGAGAGGCUGAGGCACGCUCAAGAGUCGUCAACACGACGGUACAAAAAGCACACGAGGUAUCUCCGCGAGGUAGACCAGCUGGCGCCCGACACGAAGCAGUACGGAGACUACGUGGACGCCAACUUCGAGGCGCUGAUCACCAAGCGCAAGGCCGUGGCCGCGCCUCCAGGGGCAAAAAGGCUCAAGGCCGCGUUAGACCAGGCGCUGGGCCGCCAGCCUCGGAGGGCACAGACUUUUCUGGACCUCUUUGCCGGGACAGGGAUGCGGGCCGGAGCCGCGCCCGAGCCGCCGGGCAAGGCGCUGCUGGAGCCGCUCGUGGGCCCGCCGGCGCCCGCAGAGGCGUCCACGAUCGAGGCGUCGACCGCGGAGCCGUCGGAGGACAGCUCCAGCCUGAACACAGUCAGCUCAGGUGCGGGAGCGGUGGCGGCGCACCUCCUGUCCGAGUCCCCCGGCCGCCUCACGCUCGCUGUCAUGGGGCUCAGCGGCGUGGGCAAGACGGCGCUCUGCCGGCAGUACGUCGUGGGCAGCUUCGAGGCGGCGCACGAGCCGACCAUCGAGGACCUGCACCGCAAGGAGGCCGCCCUGCCCGGGGGCGCCCGCGCCUGCCUGAGCAUCCUGGACACCGCCGGGCAGGACGCGUACAGCGUGCUGCGGAGGAGCUGGAUGCAGAGCAGCACGGGCUUCCUGUUCGUCUUCUCGCUGGCCGACCGGCGGACGUUCGAGGAGCUGCCCGCCUUCCGGGAGGAGCUCGUGGACCUCUACCACGACAGCCCGCCGCCAAGCGUGCUCGUCGCAAACAAGGCGGACCUGCACGCGAGCGAGUGGGCCGUCAGCCACGAAGAGGCGUGGCACCUCCAGUCCCGCUGGCCGAACUGCCUGAGGGUCGUUCACGCGUCCGCCCUCUCCGGGGUCCCGCCGCACGGAAGCCUUCGAGCCGCUCUGCCUGGCGGCGCGUUCCUGGGCCGCAGCGCGGCGGCUGCGCCCGGCGCCGGCCGCGGGCCAGCUCGACGCGUGCACCAGGCAGCGGACGGCGUGCUGCUGCAGGAGGACGCGGGGGCUGCUGGCGCCCCGGGGCGUGGGCUGCCCGCCCGCCGGCCCCUGCGCGCUGCUCUGAGCUUCGCCAUGGCCGGCAGUGCCUCCAGGCGUGCGCGGCAGUCUACAGUAGCCCGAUGUGUCCUCUUGGCAUCGCUCGGACGUGUCUCACGGCGGAUGGGCGUCCGAGCGAUGGCAAGGGUUUGUGCUUACCCUGUUCCGCUCUUCCUCGGGGGGGCCCGAGCUCGGGCUCGGGCGUGUGCGUUGCUGUGUUUUGUUGUUUUUCCCUGGUCGGCGAGGGGCCCUCGAGGAGCACCCCCAAGAUCACCCUGCGCAGAGCUGCGCGCGCGAGGCCGAAAAGUGCCAAAGGGGGGGGGACGGGCGUCCGAGCAGUGGCUCGCGCUGGAUGCCUGCCUCGCGGGCCUGCGUGGCCAUGCCCUGCCGA